CUGCCCAUUUUCCCAGCUGGCCAAAGUUCUCGCUCAGACUGACCACUGCUAAUUUACUGCCUAUGGGGUCUUUGACAGUAUUUCUCUUCUUGUAGCUAUUUGGUCAUAUUGAUUUUUCUUUAGGCACCAAGCUUUAUUAGAAGCACACCUGCAGAUAAAUCAAAGGCAGGUUGCCUGUAUAGGAAGCUCAGUAAAGUGCAGUUAGGUAUAAGUAGAGCAAUGGAGGUUCUCUCAUCAGACAAAGUGACCAUCAACAACCCAGCAGACAUCACCAUCAUUGUUGGAUACUUCAUCAUGGUUAUUGGUGUCGGCAUUUGGGCCAUGUUUCGGACCAGUCGUGGGACAGUUGGAGGAUAUUUCCUGGCAGGGCGCACCAUGACCUGGUGGCCGGUUGGUGCAUCUCUGUUUGCCAGCAACAUUGGUAGUGGUCACUUUGUGGGCUUGGCAGGCACUGGGGCAGCUAGUGGCAUUGCUGUGGGGGGGUUUGAGUGGAAUGCUCUGUUCAUCGUGCUGCUGCUAGGCUGGUUGUUUGUACCUGUCUACCUCACAGCUGGGGUGAUCACGAUGCCCCAAUACCUGAAGAAGAGGUUUGGAGGGACCAGAAUCAGCCUCUACCUCUCCGUUAUCUCUCUGUUCCUCUACAUUUUCACCAAGAUCUCAGUGGAUAUGUUUUCAGGAGCUGUGUUCAUCCAGCAGGCAUUAGGGUGGAACAUCUAUGUGGCCGUCAUCACCCUUCUAUUAAUAACAGCCUUGUACACUGUUACAGGUGGCCUGGCUGCUCUCAUGUACACUGACAUGGUUCAGACUGUUGUCAUCAUUGUUGGGGCCUUCGUCCUCACCGGUUUCUCUUUUGUUGAAGUAGGAGGCUACAGCGCUCUGCUGGACCAGUACAGGUCUGCUACGCCAAGUAAUUUCUCUUCCAUGGAUCCCCAGCGCUACAACAUCUCCCCUCAGUGCUACACACCCAGACAGGAUGCCUUCAGCCUGCUGAGGAACCCAACCACAGGGGACCUGCCCUGGCCUGGAGUGGUGUUUGGGAUUGCUAUAGUGGGAGGCUGGUACUGGUGUACAGACCAGGUGAUAGUCCAGCGCUGCUUGGCAGCUAGCAGUCUGACCCAUGUGAAGGCUGGCUGCAUCAUGUGCGGGUACCUCAAACUGCUACCAAUGUUCCUCAUGGUGUUCCCCGGUAUGAUCAGCAGAGUCCUCUAUCCAGAUGAGGUUGGCUGUGUUGUCCCUGAGGAGUGUAAGAGGGUGUGUGGCACUGAGGUGGGCUGCUCCAACAUUGCUUACCCUAAACUGGUGGUGUCAAUCAUGCCGAAUGGUUUGCGAGGUCUGAUGCUGGCUGUGAUGUUGGCUGCUCUCAUGUCCUCUUUGGCCUCCAUCUUUAACAGCAGCAGCACUCUGUUCACCAUGGACAUCUGGACUCGCAUCAGACCACAGGCCACCGAGCGCGAGCUCAUUAUUGUGGGCAGAGUUUGGGUUUUGUGCAUCGUAGCCAUCAGCAUCUGUUGGAUCCCAGUGGUCCAGGUGGCUCAGAGCGGUCAGCUGUUUGAUUACAUCCAGUCAGUCUCAAGCUAUCUGGCUCCGCCUAUCGCCUCAGUCUUCUUCCUGGCUGUGUUUGUUAAAAGGGUCAAUGAAACGGGUGCGUUCUGGGGCCUGGUAGGAGGCCUGGUGAUGGGUCUGUGUCGGAUGUUGCCCGAGUUCUGGUUUGGUACUGGCAGCUGUAUUUUCCCCUCUCAUUGCCCUUUCUUGGUGUGUGGGAUCCAUUACCUCCACUUUGCAAUCAUACUCUUCUUCUGUACGUCAGUACUGGUGCUGGUGGUCAGUUACUGCACCCAGCCUAUAGACGAUCGACAUCUCCAUCGGCUGGUGUUUAGCCUGCGUCAUUCCAAAGAGGAGAGGGAGGAUUUGGACUGGGAGCUCGAGGAGAAAGGGAGAAAAGCCCGGAGAGAGGCUGGGGAGAGGAGGAGGGAGAAGAACAGCAGUGGUGCAGUGGCUGAAGAGGAAGAAAAGUCUGGGAUCUGUCACCUGGUUGGUCGGUUCUGUGGGUCGAGUAGUGGCUCCCAGAGCCACGAGACAGACGUACCUGAGGAACAGGAGAACCUGCCUGACAUCAGCGAGGACCCGGUGUGGAAGUCCACUGUGGAUGCUAAUGCUCUCGUUAUGAUGGCUGUAGCAGUUUUUGCGUGGGGUUACUAUGCUUAACAGUAAUAUUAAUGCUAGUUGAAAGUGGGUGUUAAAAUGUGAGUUGGUAUCUUGAUGUGACUGGAUUUAAUCACUUUGUUAGGACAAUAUACAACAGCAUUGCCAUCUGUUGGCAAAUACUUGUCACUGCAAAUCCGAGAUGUUUUUGCAAUUAAAAAAGGUUCAAAAUAAGCAGCUAUGCAAAUAUGCCUACAGUCUCACUUCUCUGUAGAGCGUUACAAGCUGUGAUCCUUCACUGCAUUGCUCCAGUUUUAAAGAGCAUGUGUAAUGCAGUAUAAAAAUGUUUUCAUCAGGUUAGAAGGCCAUUACUGUAUACAGUUACACGUUGAUUCAAUCACUAGUCAAUCCGCACCUGCUUCCAGCACUGAAAUAAAAGGUAUUAUUUGGGAGCCAGGUAAAAUGUAAACCCAAUAAAGCCUCAAAUCAAACUAA
Molecule: messenger RNA, 2637 nt
Organism: Micropterus salmoides (largemouth bass)
Lineage: Eukaryota; Metazoa; Chordata; Actinopteri; Centrarchiformes; Centrarchidae
Gene: slc5a2
Product: solute carrier family 5 member 2
Exons: 15
Coding region: 220-2205 (661 amino acids)
Biological process (GO): transmembrane transport; sodium ion transport
Cellular component (GO): plasma membrane
Molecular function (GO): D-glucose:sodium symporter activity
Source: RefSeq, a predicted model, not a curated record